This is a messenger RNA of Branchiostoma belcheri (Belcher's lancelet), 675 nucleotides long. RefSeq names its product epidermal growth factor receptor substrate 15 homolog. Gene Ontology annotation, molecular function: cysteine-type endopeptidase activity. The record is from RefSeq and is a predicted model, not a curated record. NCBI's taxonomy places the organism in Eukaryota, Metazoa, Chordata, Leptocardii, Amphioxiformes, Branchiostomatidae. The transcript has a single exon. Gene Ontology annotation, biological process: proteolysis. The annotation marks the transcript as partial.
AAGAAGACAUGACAACCUUACAGAGGCAGCUGUCUCAGCUUCAGCAACAACUCAAGACCACAAAGCAAAACCGGAACAGCAAAGAACAGCAACUUGAGACCGCCAAGCAGAACCUGAACAGCAAAGAACAGCAACUUGAGACCGCCAAGCAGAACCUGAGCAGCAAAGAACAGCAACUUGAGACUGCCAAGCAGAACCUGAACAGCAAAGAACAGCAACUUGAGACUGCCAAGCAGAACCUGAACAGCAAAGAACAGCAACUUGAGACUGCCAAGCAGAACCUGAACAGCAAAGAACAGCAGCUUGAGACUGCCAAGCAGAACCUGAACAGCAAAGAACAGCAACUGCAGCAGGUGAAAACUGAAAAUAAAAGCCUACAAACUGCACUCAGGCGUGAGAAAAAAGCCCCGAAAAUCUCAAUCAACCUGAGUCGGAGCUUGGAACAGGAAAACAGUCGUCUGAAGGACCAGGCAGUGACUGACAAGAGGAAGUACAAAAGACUGAAAGAGCAGUCCGAAGCUGACAGAAGAGAGAUCAAACGACUGAAGAGGCAGAUCUCUGCGUCCCUCAGUAUUUCGUAUGAGAUGACCUGUGACCCCCGCGGGGUGGCAGUCAUCAUCAACAACAUCCGGUUUGAGGACAUGGCAGACCGGGAGGGGGCUGAGGGGGACACGG